AUACACGGCUUCGAAAGUAGUUCCUAAUUAUUUAAGUGCUGUCCUUAGCGCGAAGUAAUUUAUUUUUGUGGAAAGCAUACUUUUAUAAUCAAUGAAAACAUUUUUAGAAAUUUUACCUUUCAGUCCUGAUAGUUCUGACAGAAAUUUGAACGACAGUGCGAAGGAAUACCGUUGGGUUAAUAACACUGUAUCUAAUGAAGUUGGUUUGGAGGCGUCUUAUUCUCUGGCGGUGUCGUGGAGAGAGAAAUUUUUGGUUUUAAUUCAGUGUCGUUUUUUAUAUUUACACAUUUUAAAUUAGGACCAAUUUAGGUACUUGUAGCACAAAUCAUGCUGAAGUUUAUACGAGGGAAGGGGCAGCAACCUUCAGCAGAGCGCCAGAAAUUACAGAGGGAGUUGUUUGCCUUUAGAAAGACAGUACAGCAUGGAUUCCCACAUAAACCUACAGCGUUGGCUUGGGAUCCUGCCCUGCGGUUACUGGCCAUUGGGACGGCUACAGGCUCUGUCAAAGUAUUUGGCAAACCAGGUGUGGAGUUUUAUGGCCAGCACACUAACCAUGACUCUUCUGUGACACAACUUGUCUUCCUGCCCAAUGAAGGCCGCAUUGUCUCACUGUGUGACGAUAACUCACUGCACCUGUGGGAAAUAAAUGAAGGUUGCCUUGAAGAAGUGAAAUCUCAGGCACUGGAAGGAAAAUUGAAGAAGAUCUCAGCUGUGUGCCUGGAAUCAGCAUGUGAACAUUUGUUACUGGGGACAGAGGGUGGUAACAUAUACCUCCUGAACCUCAAGACUUUUGAGAUGGCUGACACUAUUAUUUACCAAGAUGUUGUAAUGCAAAAUGUACCUGAAGACUACAAAAUCAACCCAGGUGCUGUGGAAGCAAUAGCUGAGCAACCAGGCAACCCAGACAGGAUUCUAAUUGGUUACAAUCGUGGCCUCAUGGUCCUUUGGGAUCGCAAGACCCCUGGAGCUGAGCAGACUUAUAUAAGUACACAGCAGUUGGAGAGUGUUUGCUGGCACAAAUCAGGUUCCCGGUUUGCAUCAUCUCACAAUGACGGCAGCUACGCAAUCUGGGAUGCUAGUGUUGGGGAGCGUCCCUCUGAAGAACCAACAACUGUGUAUGGUCCAUUUCCUUGUAAAGCAGUCACCAAACUUCUUUGGAGGCAUGCCAAGAAGGAUGACUACAUGGUGUUUGCUGGUGGUAUGCCCCGUGCCAGCUAUAGUGACCGCCACACAAUUACUGUCCAACAUGGCAAGCGUCAUGUUGUGUUCGACUUCACCUCCAAAGUCAUUGACUUCUUCACAGUUGCUAUUGACCCAGAUGACAGGGAAUUUGAUGAGCCAGAAGCUCUGAUUGUCCUGCUAGAAGAGGAGCUCUUGGCUAUUGACUUACUGGCAGAUGAUUGGCGCAUGUUAUCACUGCCAUACUUAGUUUCCCUGCAUGCCAGUGCAGUGACUUGCUCACAACAUAUCUCAGGAGUACCUCAGGACCUAUGGCAGAAUAUUAUGUUAGCUGGCAAGAAGCAGACACAAGACCUAUACUCGGACAGAGAGUGGCCAGUAACUGGCGGUAAAAUUCUGGGUGAUGCAACAGAGGGCGGAGAGAAGGCAUCUCGAGAACUGCUACUAACUGGUCAUGAAGAUGGAACUGUUAGAUUUUGGGAUGCAAGUGGAAUAGCACUUCAGCCUCUUUAUAAAUUUGGUUCUGCCCAGCUAUUUAGUGGUGAAGAGAUAGCUAUUGAAGGUAGCAAUGGAGCUCCUGAUGAAGAAGAAGAUGAAGAUGAAUGGCCACCUUUCAGAAAGGUUGGGGCAUUUGACCCCUAUUCAGAUGACCCUCGAUUAGCAGUAAAGAAAGUUGCUCUCUGCCCUAUGUCCGGAACACUGGUGGUUGCUGGGACUGCAGGCUCAGUUAUUGUUGCCAAAAUCAACUCUGAUUCUGUUGACAAGGAAGUUGAGGUGACACCAAUGAACAUAGUUUUAGAUCGAGAUGGAUUUGUUUGGAAGGGCCAUGAUCAGCUAACUCCACGAGGUGGAACCCUCUCAUUUGCUCCAGGAUUUCAGCCAAAUUCUCUGUUUCAACUGCACCCCCCUGCUGCCAUCACAGCCCUUGCAUUACAUGCAGAAUGGGGCCUUGUAGCUGCUGGUACGGCACAUGGCCUCGCAUUGUUUGACUAUAUCCGUCGCAAGGGUGUCCUUACAAAGUGUACUCUCAACCCUAAUGAUCUGUCUGGAGCAGGGGAUGCUCCAAUUUCACGUCGCAAGUCGUUCAAAAAGUCAUUAAGAGAGUCAUUCCGUCGCCUACGGAAAGGAAGGUCCACAAGACAAGCUGACAAAAGAGGGGCUCACAGUACCUCACCCACUGCCGUUACACCCACUGAUCCACGGAAGAAGGAUGGUCUAGAGGAGGUGGCAGAGGAUAUGGCAGCUGAGGCUGGUGAAGAAGCAGCUGAGGGGGAAGUGGAGGCUGUGGAGCAAAGAAGUUCCAUGGGGGCAGGUGAUGCUGUAUCCUCAUCCUCAGCCGGUCCUGGUGGGCUAAGCCCCCUGGAGGCAAAACCUGUGGAGAGACAAGUGGAAGCACGACCAGUGGAUGAUUCAUUAGGCAGUAUGGUACGCUGCCUUUAUUUUGCCAAGACGUUCCUUAUCACUGUUCAAAUGAUGACAGCUACAAUGUGGGCUGGGACCAACAAUGGCACAGUCUUUGUAUUCACUGUGACCAUUCCAUCAGGUGCAAGGCGGACAGAAGAAGAUGUGUCAUGUCAGUUAGGAAAAGAAAUACAACUGAAGCAUCGAGCCCCUGUUAUAGGCAUUGCUGUCAUAGAUGGAACCAAUUCACCACUUCCUGAACCAUAUGUGACAGAGAAAGGCAGCUCAAAACAGCAAGACUCUCCUCAUCGUGUUGUUAUCUGUUCAGAGGAGCAGUUCAAGAUAUUCACACUUCCAAGUCUGAAGCCUUUCUGCAAGUUCAAAUUGACAGCUCACGAAGGUGCACGUGUGCGACGCAUGGGUAUAGCUCAGUUCACAACAGCAGGUGGACAGCAUUCAGAAAGUUGUUUGGUGUGCCUCACCAACUUGGGUGACUGCAUUGUUCUGAGUGUACCAGAACUUAGACGGCAACUUAAUGCAGCCGUGAUUCGACGGGAGGACAUUAAUGGCAUCUCCAGCCUGACCUUUACACGAAGAGGUCAAGCUCUGUACCUUCAUUCAUCAAGUGAGUUGCAGCGAGUGACUUUGUCUGCAACAUCCAUCACACAGCCACGUUGUAGAUUAGAACUUCCUGAUGGUGCUCGUGAGUCUGCUUCUGGUGAGAGGGAUACAGAUGAAGAGGAUGAAGACACUGAGGAUGAUGAAGAGGAAAGGAAAAUUGAGGGUAGAGAAGUGUCAGCCCCUUCACCUACUGCGCAAGAGCAGCAGGAUUCAGCUCCUGUAGUUAAUGGUGGCACUACAGAUUUAGAAGAAGGUAGUGAUGAUAAGACAGAUGAGCCCAGGGAAAAUGGGAUGACUGGAGGAACAAGUGAUGAAGACAGACAUGACAUGAGUGCUCUCAGUGUUGGAGAUAUCACCAUUGACUCUGUCAAGGACCAUCUUUUCAGCACAUCUGGAGCUGAGGAAAGUCGGGUCUCAGAGCUCAAGUCAUCUGCUUCCAGUACAAUGGUAACAACAACAACAGCGACAACAGAGAAACUUGAGCAGCAGCAACAGUCUGUCGUUGUGAGAACGACGACGACAGUCAUCAGCAGUACCACUAGUGGUACUGUUACCAACGAGACUGCGACUGUCAACUCUACUGGCCACACGCCUGACAUAGCUGUUGUUGAGUCCUCCCCCCCUGCAGACGGGCCGCCUGCUACACACAUUCUCAAUGAGAUUAGUUCGCGCAAGGCACCGCUAGCCAAGAUGGAAGACCUUGAGAUGGAGCCAUCGAUUACAGCAGCUGUGACGGCUGAUGUGUGACAGGCCUACCUCUGUGUAAUGGAUUCCUCCCACCUUUUCAGUUUGUGGCAUCAUUGUAGAGGGCACAGAACGCUUCCUUCCAUUUUAUUCAUUGUGAAUGCCAUACCCAGUCCUUCCCAAACAGUACUGAUGCUGUACUGUGCCCAGCUUGAUGUAGGUAAUGGUUUUGUUAUCAUUACUGAAAUGGGUAUGUUGCUGUUGCAUACAUUGUAUUUAUUUGAACAUUCCAUUCUUUUAAUGAACAGUGACUAUGAAGUUAUUUCUGUUAAUUUUUAUGUUCCAGAGCAGCUUAAUUUUAAAAAUAAUUUGCCAAAUCGCUACUGUGCAUGAUAUGGCUCUCGCUAAACCUAAACUUACCUAGAGCUUUUUUUGCUG
Molecule: messenger RNA, 4323 nt
Organism: Cryptotermes secundus
Lineage: Eukaryota; Metazoa; Arthropoda; Insecta; Blattodea; Kalotermitidae
Gene: l(2)gl
Product: lethal(2) giant larvae protein homolog 1
Exons: 23
Coding region: 328-3948 (1206 amino acids)
Biological process (GO): establishment of spindle orientation; cortical actin cytoskeleton organization; regulation of establishment or maintenance of cell polarity
Cellular component (GO): plasma membrane; cytoplasm; cortical actin cytoskeleton
Molecular function (GO): myosin II binding; GTPase activator activity; syntaxin binding
Source: RefSeq, a predicted model, not a curated record